CGCAGGUUCGCCAUCUUCCUGGUGCCCCUUUUGCGCCAACGGGUUUAAGGAAGCCCGAAAUCCCGUUACCAGAUUUCCCAGUAACGCUCAAGGUCCUGGUUGCCCACCUUCCUAAGAGCAGAGGCUUUAUUAGAGCCGGAGCCGGGAAAGGGGCGGUGGGAGAAGCGCACUCCCCGCAGAGUGGGGAGCCUGACGAGGGGCUGGAUUCCAGGACUGACAUCAUGACCUGAGCUGAAGUCAGAUGCUUAACGAACUGAGCCACCCAAGCGCCCCUAUCCUCAAAUCCUACAUCCUGAUUUCCAAGGAACCGAUGGGCCCCUGUCGGGUUAAGGAACUGCAACACCAGAAACAGAAUUCUCAUCCUGAAGAGAGCCCUAGAGACGCUGGAUCUCAGAGCUCCAGAGUUCCAGAAUGGAGACAGUCCCAGAAAGGGGUAGAACCUAGAACUGCAGGGCAUACCAUGGCAGUUCUUUAUUUUCCUGUUGCGGUGUCGCUGUAACUGAACUAACCUGAGUUAGCUACUUGGCGAGUCACAGGUAGAAACUAUGCAGUUGUUAUGCAAAGGAAAAUUUGCAGCAAAUAAGGAGAUCAUGAGGAAUAACUUAACAAAACCAUAACUCCGUGAGAUGGUGGAUGGGUUCCUUUUAUUUAGAGAGGGAAUGAGGUUCCUUUUAUUUAGAGAGGGAAUGAAUAUUUAGAAAGGGGAUCCUUGUCAUCGUAUGUAGAGCAGGCAUAAAGUUGUUUCUUAAGGAAACAUGCCAGUACAUAAAUACUAUGUACAUAGUAUUUAUACUAUAAAUAAAUUAGAUUCUAUGUUAUAUUAGUGGUGCAUGUGCUCUUUGAGCAGAGAUUUUAGUAUUGUGAUGAGGUAAAAGUGGUCAUUCUAGAGGUCACUCCAUGGUCCUACCUGCGCAGGUGAGAGUCACGGUUAAGCUAGGCUCAGACUGGUCUGGAUGAGCUAGACCUGGUCCUGGCAGUAGCUGUUGCUUGAGGGGUGAUUUCAGUUUCCAUUUGCCUGAUUUGAGGGUGAAGCUGGAAAGAAGAGGUUAAGAAACAAUGUGGGGCAGCAGGCAUUGAGUACAAGCAGGUGGGCAGUAAAAGUCAGGUCUUGGGGUCUAGCAGGUGACAAAUCCAUCCUCUAGUUUUAUUCUGCUGCUAAUUCUUCAGGGGCACAGGGCAAAGGUCCAUCUUCUAUAGUUGCUUCCUGCUGGGCAUGAGGGUGGUCAUUGAAAUUGUUAGCAGAGCAGAAUUUUCCCUCAGGUUUUGAUGUGUCUGUGGGUCACCAGGUUUAACCCUUUAACCCUAAGCUGCUCCUAUCUUUGUGUUACUACCAGCUGUAAUUCUUGGCCCCCGGGCAUUCGUAGAGAAUUUUAUCAGUCAAUGAUGCAAAGUCUAAACGGCAGUCUGGGAGCAGUAGGAUUAUUAGUGGUCUCAGGAAAGGGAGAAACCAUGGAGUAUUGGGUAACACUGUUUUAAUAGCCUGCAGUCCUCAUCAGGGGAAUUUUCCUUUUUGGUUGAAAGUAUGUAGCCAGGCUGUCUGCUUGAAGAUUUUUAAAAUAUCUAUUUCCACUUCACUUGAAGUAUUAAUCCAGGUACAGAAUGAGUUCCUCCUCCUUCUGCCAAUAAGUACUGUAGGAUUAGUCAUCAUCUAGCGCUAUGUUGGCUAAAGAGUUUAGGGACAUUACUAAGUUUUCAAGGGCAUAUCCUGUGUUUUUAGCUAAGGUUCCUAUGACAUCAGUUAAUUUCCUUGCAGUGACUUUAUAACCUAUAGAACUUCCCCAAGAGGCAUCUACUCCCAACAGCCAAUCCAACAACAGCCAGAAUUAGUUCUGAGGCUUUUUUUAUCCAACGGGAAGACCGAGUAUGGGUUUUUGGUGGAGCUAGCUAGCCCUGUAUUACCAUUUUUCUUUCUUUCUUUCUUUCUUUUUUUUUUAAGAUUUUAUUUAUUUGACAGAGAUCACAAGCAGGCAGAGAGGCAGGCAAAGAGGAGGAAGCAGGCUCCCUGCUGAGCAGAGAGCCUGAUGCGGGACUCGAUCCCAGGACCCCUAGAUCAUGACCUGAGCUGAAGGCAGUGGCUUAACCCACUGAGCCACCCAGGCGCCCCUACCAUUUUUCUCUUGAGGGAGACUUCACUGUCCUCUUGAAAUAAUAAACCCAGGGGCACAUGGGUGGCUCAGUCACUUAAGAGUUGGGCUUUUGAUUGCCUCUCAGGUUAUGAUCUUAGGGUUGUGGGAGCAAGCCUCCUGUUAGGCUCAUGCUUAUCAAAAGUCUGUUUGAGAUUCUCUCCCUUUCCCUCUGCCCCUCCUCCUCUUCACUUGUGCGUUCUGUCUUCCUUUGAAAUUAAAUAGAUAAAAUCUUGGAAAAAAAUAAUAAACCCAAAGUACUGUACAGUUUCCUUAGAAAUUAGGCCUUUUCCUUGAGACUUUAUAUAUCCUGUCUGCCAGGAAAUUUAACAUGGAUAAGGUAUUUUGGUCAGAAACCUCGUGGGUGGGAGUAGCUAUCAAAGUACCAUCUACAUACCAUAAUAUAGUGCUAUUUUUCUAAACUUAAUUCUCUUAAAUCUCAUCCCAGAAUUUCCCCAGAGAUGAUGGGGGAGGUUUUUGAAACUCUGAGGUAAAACAGUCCAGCAGUACUGUUGUGUUUGGUGGGAGAGAGGAUCUUCUUGCUCAAGCAGAUAGUACUUGGAAUUCAGGAUCUAGUGGGAUGCAGAAAAAGGUAUUCUUUUGCUCUUACACAAUGUAAUAUUUACUAAGUAAGUUGGUCAGUAGAGUAAAGGGAUUGGGUAUUACAGAUUGAAUGUUUCAAGCAGCUUCAUUAAUAGAUCUGAGGCCUUGAACAAAUCUGUAUUCCUCACUUCCCAGCUUUUUAAUAGGUAAAAUUGGGGUGUUAUAUGAGAUCUACAUGACCUAAUCAAACCCCAUUUUAAGAGCCUGUUAAUUACUGGGUGGAUCCUUUGUUUAGCAUCUGGGGCUAGCAGUCUGUUUCGAUUUCACUUUUACAAAUGUGUUGUUAAUGGCAUGCCCCCACCUGCCCUCACACCCGGACUUUCGGGUUGACUUGCCUUAUGAUAUUUUGGGGGGAAUUUUCUCUUUUAAAUACUAGGAUAUGUUGUGAUAAUGACAUGAGUUCAGUUCCUUGGUACCUAGGAACUUGAAUUUCUAAUUUGUCCUAUUCUGAACUUACUGUGGACCCCAAUUUGUCUAAAGUAUCUCAUCCUAAAAGAAUAUGAGACCUUCUGGCACAUAUCAGAAAGAGUGUUUUAAGAGCUUUGAUCCUAUUUCACAAGUCAAAGGAUCCAGAAACCUUUUCAUGUCUUUUUUUCCUGAGAUUCCUUUCAUAUUACAAUUUUUGUUAGAAAGGCUACCCUUCUGGGUGUUGAGUACAGAGAAAGUAACUCCAGUAUCAAGUUAAAACUCAAACAACUUCCCUCCCACUGCCCAGGUUACUCAGGGCUUCUUGUGGGAGAUGAGAAUCUAAUGGUCCAAGACCAGUUGGGGAGCCUUGUGGCCCUAUCAUAUCUCAUCUUCAGUGAGCGACAGCCGAAAUGAUUGCGCUUUGCCCUUCUUUCUGUUCGGGAGUGGUUUGGGCAGUCCUGUUUCCAGUGCUCUUCCUGGUUACAAUGUGCACAUUGAUUGGACCCCAACUUUGUUGGUGGUCUCUCGGUCCCAUAGAGGGGGCUUGGGGCACUCACUCAUGGGUAUCAUCUUUUCCUCUCCCAGGUUACUUCACGUAGGCUGGAGAGCUCCCACUGAAAGAGCAACUUGCCUUCUCAUCUUCUGGUCUUCUUUUACAUCCUGCAUCACAUCCAGUUAUGGAACACCUUGAAAGCUAGUUCUAGAAGCUGAGCAGGGUUAGUAUCCACACUUAUGCCAAUUUUGGAGUUUCCUUUGGCUGUCCAGAACAGUUUGAGAUAUGAAAUAGGUUAUUAAGGGCCAUUCAACUACCCUGAACCUCAGGGUCCCAGUUUGUAUUUCGUCUUAGGCAAUUUUAUAGCCUUUGCAAAAAGGCUGAUGGAUUCUCAUCUGUCCUUUGUUGAAUGUCCCAUAAUUUGGACCAGGAGAUCUACUUACCUCCUUCAUAGUUUUUAAAAGAAGCCCUCAAUAAUGGCCAAAAUGUUCUCUCUCGUUGUGGGAGUUGGGAUCCCCCUCAGAGUCAGUUCUUAGCACUGCCUCCUCAUUUGGUCUCUGAGAACUUGAUCCUGGCUGAAUUUUUUUUAUCAGCUUCCUGUCUGGCCUCUGCUAACACAGUAAGCUUUUCUUCUGCCAUUAAGAGAAUGGUGAGCAAAGCUUGCAUAUCUUCCCAGACGGGUUGUAAGUAGAAAAGGUAUCCUCUAUUAAAUGUAUAAAUCAAUCAGGUCAGCCCAUAAUAACCCUUUAGUGUGUGCCUUACAGUUAUACAGGUCUGAGAUAAAAAAUGGGACAUGCACAUUAAUGAGACACCCAUCUCAAUGGCAACAUUCCCAUCCUUGGCUUAAAAUAGGUCCGUAAUCUGGUAGUGCUAUCUGACAAGGGAGGAUAAAAGGGUGCUGGAGACAUCUGAGAAGGCUUUGGGAGUGUUUGCAAAGGAUUAGAGCCUGGUAUUCAUGAAGCUGGGAUAGCUGAGGCCCAAAUAGAGAAAUAAGGCAGAGGCUUAUUACAAUCCAGUGGUUUGGAGGAGGUGGAGGAGAUGGAGAUGGAGACAAAGAUUACCUGACCCCAAGAGUACAGGACGCAUUUUUAGGGUUUUCAGUUCUACCUUCAUUUCACAAAUCUUAAACUUCCUUUGCAACCCCUCAUUUUGAUAUAAUGCCAUAAAGCACUGACCAUAUGGAAUCUCUUUCCAUUUUUCUUUCUCUUUCACAAAAUAAGCUCAACUGUAGUGUCAUAGUAAAAUUUAAAGUCCCAUUUUCUGGCCACUUCUCUUCAUCCUCUAGAGUCUAUUAUUGUGGCCACCCUGUGUUAAGGAGGAAAGUCAUCUGUUUUAGGAUUAAAGGAAGGUAGUCAAAUACUUUCCAUUUCUGGAGGCUACAGCCCAAUGGAGGCUUUCCUUCAGGGUGGAAUUGUCCCUCCCAUAAUCUGGAAUUCCUUCUUAGGGUCUCCUCUCACCCUCUCUCAAGGUAACUUUCAGUGUUAUUGGUGACACAGGUGCAGUACAGCCUUACCCACAAUACGUAUGAGACUUGUUUGACUUAAAAUCAAGCCCACAAGGAGAGUGGGUUAAUGCUAAGGUAAUCCAAGUGGGUGUGGGUAGCUGUGCCUUGAGGAGCAGUGGCGUGGUGCAUAGGUUGCCCCUCUUCCAGCCCCUCAGCGUCCACCUAGUCUUAAAGGAUUUACUUGGGGAAUGGCUCAGGGAGAAUCUGGUUUAGAUUCAGUAACUCAAAGCACACCUCUCUUUUUAAGAGGAAAAAAAAAACCAGGAACAGUGUCAGAUGUCCCCAUCAAAUGUUAACAGGUCAAACAGAUAAGAUGGAGAUAUCCUUCACCCUUGCUGAUCCCAGACUAGUCUCGUUUGGGCCACUUCCCAUCUGCCAGGCUAAAGCAUUCAGCCUCUGAAUGGCCAGCUUGUGUUAUCCUUUGCCACCAGGGAUGUCUGGACUCGACUGUAAAGAGCAUUUAAUCCCCUGCAGUGUUGAUCAGAGAGGCCCUGUUCUUAACUGACUGUCGACCUACCAGGCUUUGUGAGACAACUCAAAGAAAAUACUCUUAGAGAGUAGUGCCAUAGGAUUGGUACCAUUUAGUUCUGUGGAGAGAUUCUCAGCAAGAGGCUUGGAGUGGCCACAGUCUCUUUAAGGGAGCCGCAACACCUGUCCAGCAAAACAAGCCCCAAGAAAGGAGAUCCCCCCCCCCACCAAGAAUUCCAUCCCCCAGUCCUGGCUAAUUGAAUGGGUUAGCCCAAAAGGACUGCCGGUUCUCAAUGCUCUGUCCUUUGAAAACCAGGGCAGAACCUCAGAGGGAGAACAGUCCCAAGUGGGUUACCAAAUCUGUGAGCAAAUUGCUCACUACGUCAGGUGGGGUUGUUGCACAAAGUCAAAUUUAUUUGAAGCAAGUAAGGGGAUUGUGGGGAACUUCCAAAGCUCUGACUGUCCUAUCAAGGGUGGAUGGUUCUUUUGUUUAGGGUUAGUAUGAAUAUUUAGAUAGGGAAAUCUUGUCAUUAUAUGUAGAGGUGAGCAUGAGGUCAAGCUUAUGUCGUAAGGAAACUUGCUUAUACAUAGAGUGUAUUUUUUUUUUAAAGAUUUUAUUUAUUUAUUUGACAGAGAGAGAUCACAAGCAGGCCGAGAGGCAGAGAGAGAGGAGGAAGCAGGCUCCAUGCUGAGCAGAGAGCCCGAUGCGGGGCUCGAUCCCAGGACCCUGGGAUCAUGACCUGAGCUGAAGGCAGCAGCUUAACCCACUGAGCCACCCAGGCACCCCUACAUAGAGUGUAUAUUAAUAAGUGAGACUGGUGCUCCUUUUUGGGCAGAGAUUUUAUGAGGUAGAGUGGCUGUUGGUCAUUCCAGAGGUUGCUCCAUGGUGCAUCUGCACAGGUGAAAGUAGGAGGUUAAGCUCCAACUGGUCUGGGUGGUCUGGGCUGGCUGGAGGUUUUGUCAGGGCAGUGGCCUGAAGGGUGGCUUCAGUUUCAGUUUGUCUAAGUUAAGAGAUAAGCCAGAAAGAAGAGCUGAAGGACAAAUGUGACAGAGGUGGGUACAAGCAGGCGUGGAGGUCAGGUUUUGGGAUCUAGUUGGAUUCACCACCACAUCAGACCCCUAACUGCCAUGUUUAACUCUUUAUAUUUAAUGUUAUUACUGACUUGGUUAUAUUUAUGCCCACCAUUUUGCUAUACUUUUCCUUGUGUAUUUCAUAUCUUUUUUGUUCUUUUGUUUGUCCCUUUACUGCCUUCUUUUGUAUUAAGUGGAUAUUCUUUAGAUUUUCCUUUGAUGAAUUUAAGUAAAUUGUUUUAGAACAGUUUCUAGAUUUAUAGACUUAAGAUCAGUAUAAUGCAGAGAUUCUGUUAGAGGCAAUUAGCCGGGUUCUAACAGGAAGUUGGGAGGCCAUCCACAAAGAAGUCAUAGGCAGCUAUGGGGAAAGUUGGGGGCCUGAGCUGGAAUCACUCCAAAACAAAGCUACAAGAAAGCUAGAUUCAAUCAAGAUAGGUCCGUGAAGUUGUAUCUUCACACAUCUUCAUGCUUCUUUAAGAAAAGCAGAAAAUGAACAAACCCCAGGGGUCACUGUCAUUUGGAGAUGUGACUGUGGACUUCUCCCAGGAAGAGUGGCAGCACCUGGACCUUGCUCAGAGGACCCUGUACAGGGAUGUGAUGCUGGAGAACUACCACAACUUUGUCUCAGUGGGGUAUCCCAUUAAAAAGCCAGAUGUGAUCUUCAAGUUGGAAGAAGGAAAGGAGCCAUGGAUAUUAGAGGAAGAAUUUCUAUACCAGAACUACCCAGAAGACAGCAGAGAUUAUUACGUAGCAGAGAGAAUCCAGAAAAACAAAGACAAAUACUUGCCGCAAGUUUUAUUCAACAACAAAAAAGUGACCUUAGAGAAAGUUUAUGCUUUAAGGAAAUCAUCUAAUAAAAGUACAGAUUUUAUUCCUUCAAGAAAAAUACCCUGUAAACAUGACUUACAUGGAAUGAAUUUGAAAAAUAUUUUAGUAUCAAUUGGUAGUAAUAGAUAUUCUUCAAGGAGAAGGCCUCACAUGUUAAAUGUGUAUGAGCAGUUACUUGAUAUAAAGCAGGAAAAACCUCAUACUCAAGAGAGUUCUCAUGAAAAUAAUCAAUAUGAGAAAGCCCUUGGUCAUAAGAAUGGUAUUAUUCAGCAUAUAAAUACACAGUCUUCAGAGAAGACAUUAAAAUAUGAUGAUGGAAAAUCCUUAGGAAAAAAGACCACAAUAAUUCCACACAGGCAAAUUGACACAGGAGAGAAACUCUGUGAAUAUAAUGGACAUGGAGAAACCUGUGAGAGGUCAUCUCUUUUGGAAUGUCAUGGAGUUUCCUUUGAAAUGAAACAAUGCAAAGGCAAUCAAAUUGAAAAUAAUUUCAGCAGGAUGUCACAUGUUACUCAAGUUCAGAAAAAAAAGAGAUGUGAGGGUCUAUUCAAAUGUAGUGAAUGUGGGAAAACAUUCAACUACAAGUCAAACCUCACAGUGCAUCAGAAAACACAUAUGGGAGAGAAACCCCAUGAAUUUAAUUCAUGUGGGAAAACGAGUCCUAAGUCACCCCUCACAGACCAUCAGUUAGCACAUAUAGGGGAGAAACUUUAUAAAUGUAGUGAAUGUGGGAAGUCCUUUUGCAAGAAGUCAUCUCUUACUCGACAUGAGGAAACAUACACAGGGAGGAAACCCCAUGAAUGCAAUGAUUGUGGAAAAACUUUCUGCAAGAAGUCAGCCUUCACUCAACAUCAGAGAACUCAUACAGGAGAGAAGCACUUCCAACAUAAUGAAUGCAGUAAGACCUUCCAUCGCCAGUCAGACAUUAAGGUACAUCAGAGAAUUUACACAGGAGAGAAACGCUUCCAAUGUAAUGAAUGUGGCAAGACUUUCCAUUGGCAGUCAGACAUUAAGCUACAUCAGAGAAUUCAUACAGGAGAGAAACCCUUUCAGUGUAGCAAAUGUGGUAAAACUUUCUAUCGUCAGUCAGAUGUUAAUGCACAUCAGAGAAUUCACACGGGAGAGAAACGCUUUCAAUGUAAUGAAUGUGGUAAGACUUUUUAUUGGCAAUCAGACGUUCAUGCACAUCAAAGAACUCACACAGGAGAAAAACCCUUUCGGUGUAAUGAAUGUGGUAAAUCUUUCCAUCGGCAGUCGGAUGUUAAUGUUCAUCAGAGAACUCACACAGGAGAGAGACGCUUUCAAUGUAAGGAAUGUGGUAAAACUUUCUAUCGUCAGUCAGAUGUUAAUGCACAUCAGAGGAUUCACACAGGACAGAAACCCUUUCAAUGUAAUGAAUGUGGUAAAACUUUCUAUCGUCAGUCAGACGUUAAUGUGCAUCAGAGAACUCACACAGGAGAGAAACGCUUUCGAUGUAAUGAAUGUGGUAAAACUUUCUAUCGGCAGUCAGAAGUUAAUGUUCAUCAGAGAACUCACACAGGAGAGAAGCCCUUUCAAUGUAAUGAGUGUGGUAAAACUUUUUAUCGGCAGUCAGAUGUUAAUGCACAUCAGAGAAUUCACACAGGAGAGAAACCUUAUAAAUGUAAUGAAUGUGGGAAAUCCUUUUAUGAGAAAUCAUCCCUCACUCGACAUGAGAGAACUCACACAGGGGAAAAGCCCUAUGAAUGUAAUGAAUGUAGGAGAACCUUCUGCCAGAAGUCAGCCCUCACUCAACAUCAGAGAACUCACACAGGAGAUAGACCCUUUCGAUGUAAUGUAUGUGGUAAAACUUACCGUCAUCUGUCAGCCAUUAAUGUACAUCAGAGAAUUCACACAGGAGAGAAGCCCUUUCAGUGUCAUGAAUGUGAGAAAUCUUUUCUUACAAAGUCGACUCUUAUUAAUCAUCAGAGAACUCACACAGGAGAAAAACCCUUUGAAUGUAACGAGUGUGGGAAGAGUUUUCGUCAUAAAUCUACCCUCACUACCCAUCUGAGAAUUCACUCAGGAGAGAAACCUUAUAAAUGCUGUGAAUGUGGAAAAACUUUUGGCCGGAAAUCAGCCCUUACUAAUCAUCAAGGAAUUCACCUAGGGUAGAAACUCUGUAGCAAAAACUUGCUGGGUUUUUCCUCAUACCCAUUUUUCUUUGUGGUUACCUACUAGUCAAGAUUUUCUGGCUUUCCAUUCACAUGAGGCCAUGUGACCUCUGCCAUAAAUUCCAAGCCUAUAAAGGACCUUGCUUGAAAUUUUUCCUACUUCCAUUUUUCUUUCCGUAUCAAAGGGUAUGGGGAUCAUCCUCAGGGUACUUGGGAGCUAAUCAUUAGAGAUUAUAGAUUCACAGGUUUGAAGAAACCAGUGUCCUGGGCAGAGUUCUGCCUUCUCUAACAUCCCUUGUAAGUCUUCUCAUGAACCAGAAAUUUCAGAUUUGUUCAGACCUUACACAUUUAGGGCUUUUUGUUGUCAUAGUAUAUCCUAGCCAUCCCUUACUUCAUAUACCCUGUGAAUCUAAUGAAGGCAUGAGAAACACUCUGUCAGAGAAUUCAUUAGGGGGGAAAUAUCUCAGUAUUCUGCAUCUUAAUAAACUUUGAUGAACAAGUCAAGCAUUUUGUAAAUCAGAAGUUUACAAAUUGAGACACCCUAAAAUGAAAUGAAUGUAGGAAAAUUUUCACAAUCUGCUUCUGAUUGGCCAUCAUAUAAUUGAGAAUAGAAGCUAAUAACUUGAAAAACACUUCAAAAUUUAUCAGAGAAUGCGUAACAAAGGAAAAUUGUCAGUUUAGGAAGUGAGGAAAACAUCCUUGUCUAGAAAUAAUCUUAUUCUAGAAGCAAUACUGCUAAUUGCUUAGAAGUAUUACAAUCUACUUAGAAGUAGAGCAAUACUCUAAUACAUCCAAUUUGGAUGCAAUACUAAAUAAUCUUAUUAAUAAUCUACUGUGGGAUAUUUAUUUGACCACAAUGGUCAACAUGUGGCUUUGAGACUGCACAAGUGGGUUGAGACAUCAAAGUAACAGUACUGUGUAUGUGACUAAAAUAGCAGCACUUUGUAAACAUCAGCACUAAGUGUAUAUAUGAAUAAAGUAAUAGCACUAAGUAUAUGUGUGAAUAUGUAAACAAAGUAACAGGACUAAGUGUCUCUGUGAAUAAAGUAACAGCAUUAUGUGUUUAGGUGAAUAAUAAGCCUCUGAGCUUAAUCAGGCUUAAACAUAUGAGUGUGACCUUCAAUGCCUACAUUCUGUAUGCUUGAUUUUUCUUUUAAGUUCCCAAAUAGUUAUAGUAGGAACAACGCACUCCUACCUAAGUAAUUUUUGUGACAUACAAUGUGUUUUCUGACACCAACUGGUAUUGUCCCAUCACAUACUUUUACCACAAUAUUUAUUUUUAAAAGAAACAUUGAAUGAGUGAAAUACUACAUGUCGUGUAUGUUUUCUGCUUUCUGAUGGCACAUGUAAAUCAGUACAGGCAUUGUUAACAAACCGUUCUUUUAGAAAAUAAGUCAAAUAAUGACUGAUAAAAUCAAGAUUUACUUGAUGUAUACAGUGAUUCAGUACAAAUUUAAAAUACAGACCUGAAAUUUUCAACACUGGUCUUGAACGUUAGGUACUUAUUAUACUGUACAGAUUGAAAGCAGUGCCCACUGAAGAAAUUUUCCCCACUUUAUAUUUGUGUUAUGUCCAAAGAAUACUUAUAUAAGUUUUAAGAGUGAGGUUCAAAUUUUAUGUGAGCAAAGAACUGUCUGCAUUUGUAUUUAGUGUGAUAGAAUGACACGUUUCCUCCUACAGUUAUGUGGUCUUUUCAGACAAGCCGUUCUGUGUGUCCCUUACUAUUUGAGUGACCUAUGUAGUGAUUUAAUCUCUGCCUCAAUUUCCUCAUCUACAAAAUGGAGAUAAUAUUAUCUACCUCACAGAUACUGAACGGUUAGGGUCAGAGUUUUCUGUUAUUAGAGCUAAAGGCAUUUAUGUUUAAAACUUGAACAUUAGAAAUAAAAUGGUCUGUCAUCCUGCAGUAUGAAA
Molecule: messenger RNA, 11541 nt
Organism: Mustela lutreola (European mink)
Lineage: Eukaryota; Metazoa; Chordata; Mammalia; Carnivora; Mustelidae
Product: oocyte zinc finger protein XlCOF6-like
Exons: 6
Coding region: 7160-9631 (823 amino acids)
Biological process (GO): regulation of transcription by RNA polymerase II
Molecular function (GO): DNA-binding transcription factor activity; RNA polymerase II cis-regulatory region sequence-specific DNA binding
Source: RefSeq, a predicted model, not a curated record